GCAACUGCGGCCUCCAAAGACUGUUAAGUUAACUUCUCUGUGCUCCGCCACCGUCACCACCACUUUCAUACACUGCCGCUGCACCUCUGGGGCUCUAGAAUCCAAGAAAAAAAGUACGGAGAAUUUCACGUACAAGGAAGAAAAAGCGUCAUUUGAGGAAAAUCUUUGGAAAAGAUCAACUGGCGCACUUUUGCUUGGACAGAGUAACUUAAUCGGACGACCCUGGAGGGUACACUUUUGCAGGGACGAAAGACCCACCAUUGAUGAACUCAACAGAUCUUUUGACAAAGUAGUGCCACAACCCACUUUAUUAUUUUUCUAAAGGGUACGUUUUUUUUUUUUUUUUUUUUUGUUUCUUUUUUAUAUGUUGGGUUUGAUUUUGGAGAAAUUGGAGAAGAAGGUGCAGAGGAAAACAGGGAAAUGGGGUGUUGGUGCUCCAGGAUAGAGAGGGAAGAGAUGGUGUCGCGGUGCAAGGCGAGGGAGAGGUACAUGAAACAGUUAGUUAAGGCGAGAAAUGCCCUCGCUGCUUCGCAUUCGUUGUAUCUUCGCUCUUUACGGAGUACCGGCGCCGCUCUCCUCCGGUUUGCCAACAACGAGACCACUUUGCAACUCCUCCACCACCACCACGCGCCGUCGCCUCCGCCACCCACACGGCCGCCGUUGAGUCCUGGGUCGGAUACCUGGACAGCCAGCACGACGGCCUCCACUGCUCUACCCCCGCCUCCGCCUCCGCCACCCACACGGCCACCAUUGAGUCCUGGGUCGGAUACCUGGACAUCCAGCACGACGGCCUCCACUGCUCUACCCCCGCCUCCGCCUCCGCCGCUGUCUAGCGGCUGGGACUUCUGGGAUCCGUUUGCCCCGCCUGCACCAUCACAGUCAGCAAUGGAGGAGGAUUGGGAGGUUGCCACGUCUGCAUCAGACUUGGCUGCAAGUGCCACAGCCACAACUACCGUCACUGGAGCUGCGAGCGUGGUGGCGCCGCCUUCUGUGGUAAGUGGGUUCUCGAAGGAUACAGGAAGCGAGCUUGCUGUCGUUCCCUCCAGAAAUACUAAAGAACUGGUGGAGAUUGUGAAGGAGGUUGAUGAAUACUUUCUCAAAGCAGCCGACUCCGGCAGCCAGCUCUCGGUGUUGCUAGAAGUCUCAAAUUGCAACAUCUCUGCUCAAAGCAAAGAAGGCAAAGUUUAUAACCAUGGCUGCAAUUUGAAUCCGACAUUGUGGACAUGGAGUUCUAGUCUGAAAUUAGACUCAUGUGGCAAUCUAGGAGAGGAGAGAUUCGGCAGCAAUCUCAGCGGCAGCAGCACCACGGUUGGGGGUAGCCAUUGUUCUACUGUGGAGAGAUUAUAUGCUUGGGAGAAGAAGCUGUACCAGGAAGUCAAGACUGCAGAAACUAUAAAGAUAGAGCAUGAGAAGAGGGUGGAGCAGCUGAGGAAGCUAGAGCUGAAGAGAGCUGAUUAUGUGAAGACUCAGAAAGCCAAGAAAGAAGUGGAGAGGUUAGAGUCACAAAUGAUGGUUGCUUCACAGGCCAUUGAGACAACCUCAACUGAGAUCAUCAAGCUAAGGGAGACAGAACUCUAUCCCCAACUCCUUGACCUUGUAAAGGGCUUGAUGUGCAUGUGGAGAAGCAUGUAUGAGAUCCAUCAGGUUCAUACUCACAUAGUUCAGCAGCUCAAAUACCUCAACUUCAUCCCUUCAAAUGAACCAACAUCAGAGAUUCACAGGCAGUCGACUCUUCAGCUUGAACUAGAAGUCCAACAAUGGCACCUAUCUUUCUGCAAUUUAGUAAAGGCCCAGAGGGACUACAUCCAGUCCCUCACUGGCUGGCUACGGCUUAGCCUCUUCCAGUUCAGUAAAAACCCUCUUUCAGGAGCCAAUCAAGACUCCAAGAUUUACUCUUUUUGUGAGGAAUGGCAUCUUGCAGUUGACAGGAUUCCAGACAAGGUAGCAGCUGAAGGAAUCAAGAGCUUCUUAACAGUAAUUCACACCAUUGUAGUUCAGCAGGCAGAAGAGCAUAAACAGAAGAAAAGAGCAGACUCUAUAUUUAAGGAGUUUGAAAAGAAAGCAGCUGAACUUAGAUCAUUAGAGAGCAAGUAUGGACCAUAUUCCAUGCCUGAAACGAGCAAGAACCCCAUUGCAGAUAAGAGAGCAAAGGUUGAGAUGUUGAGAGCAAAAGCAGAGGAGGAGAAGUCUAAGCAUGAGAAGUCACUGGGUGUAACAAGGGCAAUGACCUUGAAUAACUUGCAAGUGGGGUUUCCGCACGUCUUUCAGGCAAUGGUGGGAUUUUCUAGCGUCUGCAUGCAAGCUUUUGAAUCUGUAUACAACCAAGCCAAGAGCAUUGAUGAGGAGCAUGAUGUGAAGAGGCUACUUUCUUGCUAAAGACAAUCAAUUAUGGUGAGUUGAUUUGGUAUAGAGAUUAGGGGUUUUCAAUUAGAGUUGUAUGUUAAAAUUGAUAGCAUUUUUUUUUUUCUUUUCUUAACCAAUCCUUUAAUAGAGAGAUUUGUUUGUGUUGUAUAUAUGUAAGUGAUCCAUUUGCCCUACCACAGAAACCCUUUAUAACUACAUGCUCCAUAGUUGGAAUGAACUAUAAAUUAAAAA
Molecule: messenger RNA, 2595 nt
Organism: Rubroshorea leprosula
Lineage: Eukaryota; Viridiplantae; Streptophyta; Magnoliopsida; Malvales; Dipterocarpaceae
Source: the annotation of a GenBank genome assembly